AUGGGAGGCACUGUGGACACGUUGUACAUUUCAGCUUCCGCAAACCGAUACCCAAAUGCUGCCUCCACCAACCGCUCCUCGCCUCUGGUCGCGUUUGGGACGCACAAAUUCAUAGCAAUCUGGGAUGUAUCGGAACCUUUUAAUCGAGGGAUUUCAAGGACAUUGGCUGGUCAUGAGGCUGAAGUUACUUGUACUCAUUGGAUUGAACAUGGAAAGCUGCUCUGUAGCGCAGAUCUGGCUGGCUCAAUACGCUUAUGGGAGCGAUCGAACAAUGAUUGGACUACGAAGGCAAAGAUCCGAGGACACGAGAUGACUAUCAACGCUAUCUCUUCGUAUCGGGAUAUUUUAAUUAGUGGAUCUUCCGAUGCUACUAUCAAAGUCUGGCAACUGCAAUCAAAUUCAUUGGAACACCUUCAAACCAUUGAUAUGAAAGGACGUUAUCCCUUCUCAAUUGUUGUUUCUGAGCUCCCAGAUUCACCUUCCCUUAUUCUCGCAGUGGGAAGCACUGACAGGCUGAUUCAGAUCUAUUCCCGAUCCGGUCAGAAGUUCGUACACUCCCUUUCCCUGGCUGGUCACGAAGACUGGGUAAAGGGCUUGUCUUUCUAUAUGUCAUCGGGCACGCAGAACACCAAUGAGGGCAGCUCACUGACCCUCGCCUCCGCGUCGCAAGAUGGUUAUGUCCGCCUUUGGCUCAUCAAAGCCCAUCAAAGUUUCGUUCGAUCGGAAGUGGAUGACCUCUUGGACGCUUUUGAAAAACGCCUAGGAGAGGUCUCCGGUGAUGCCGAAGAAGGGGGGAAAACUAUCACAAACCGAGCUCACGUUCUCACUGUAACUGAAGGUGGUUCCACCAGGCGACAGUUUAGCCUCACGUUUGACGCUUUGUUAAUCGGCCACGAGGCAGGUGUCACCUCGGUCUCGUGGUGCAGUGUCCCUGGGAAGCCGCCGGCAUUAUUAUCCACGUCUGCCGAUUCAUCGGUUAUGAUAUGGUCUCCUAGUUCGCCUCCUACUGUGCCGCAGGGUGAACCUGACUGCUUAUGGACUAUUCAUCAUCGCUUUGGUGAUGUUGGCGGCGUGAAAGCUGGUGGCUUUGUUGGCGGGCUUUGGGCCCAGGGCGGCAAAGAGGUGGUGGCUUGGGGUUGGAAUGGGGGAUGGAGACGGUGGAGUAGGGAGGAAGGAGCCAAUGAGACUUGGAGGGAGAUAGGUGCCGUCACCGGGCAUCAAGGGCCUGUUAGGGGGCUUGCUUGGGAUCCUGAAGGAAACUAUUUGUUGUCAGCGAGUCUCGACCAGACGACUCGUAUUCAUGGUCAUUGGAUACGCAACGACGGAGAGACUCGGGUUGAAACUUGGCAUGAAAUUGCUCGGCCGCAGAUACAUGGUUACGAUCUGAUCUCUGCAAUAUUCAUCGACCCACUGCGCUUUGUCAGUGCAGCCGAUGAGAAAGUUGCCCGGGUUUUCGAUGCACCAAAGGCUUUCAUUCAGGCUUUAGCGGGUAUACAAGCAACCCAGAUCAAUACCGACAUGGGAUCCCGACCCAGUGGUGCAUCAGUGCCCCCGCUUGGGCUAUCUAACAAAGCCACGGAACCAAGUGAUGAUGCGGAUAGUGUUGUCGCGGCGGGUAUCAAUCCUGAUAUGUUCACUCGGAUGCCGUUUGAGCCUGAACUUUCAGCGGUGACCCUCUGGCCUGAGAUUGAGAAGUUGUUUGGUCAUGGGUACGAGUUGAUCAGUAUAGCUUCUUCCCAUUCAGGCUCGCUCCUGGCGACUGCAUGUAAGUCGAGCACUGCCGAGCACGCCGUGGUGAGGCUCCAUGACACCGGAACGUGGCGCCUUUUUGGUCAACCCUUAGCUGGUCAUACCCUCACUAUCACUCGGAUUUCGUUCAGCCCCGAUGACCGAUAUAUUCUCACUGUUUCCCGUGAUCGUACAUGGUGCCUUUUUGAACGGCAACUGAACGGAGAAUAUGCGCCAUGUUGUCACGAGAAACCUCACUCCAGGAUCAUAUGGGACUGCGCUUGGUCCCACGAGGGUGACAUUUUCGCUACGGCCGCCCGGGACAAACUGAUUAAGAUAUGGAAGCAAGAUGAGGCAUCUAAAAAGUGGACUGUGAUCCAAACGCUAAAGGGGAAAGAAGGUGCCACGGCAGUGGACUUUGCUCCUAGCGACAGGUCGAAAAGACGGAGAAUGGCAGUCGGAUUUGAAAAUGGAGAGGUUGCCGUGUAUGUCUCGCCGCUUAACGCUGCAAGUAAAUGGGAAGUUGAGUUAACACUUGAUGCCAGCAUUGCCCAUGCUGAUCAGGUUCAUCGCUUAGGAUGGCGACCGGGGGGCACGGACCCAGGCGAGAAUCUGGAUCUUGCGGUUUGCUCCGAGGAUCGUUCGUUGCGUAUCUUCCGCUUUGUGUUCCAACCAUAA
Molecule: messenger RNA, 2406 nt
Organism: Cantharellus anzutake
Lineage: Eukaryota; Fungi; Basidiomycota; Agaricomycetes; Cantharellales; Hydnaceae
Product: WD40-repeat-containing domain protein
Exons: 15
Coding region: 1-2406 (801 amino acids)
Biological process (GO): tRNA wobble uridine modification
Cellular component (GO): elongator holoenzyme complex
Molecular function (GO): protein binding
Source: RefSeq, a predicted model, not a curated record